Messenger RNA from Sceloporus undulatus (fence lizard), 4461 nucleotides. RefSeq names its product zinc finger protein with KRAB and SCAN domains 7-like. The transcript is spliced from 10 exons. The record is from RefSeq and is a predicted model, not a curated record. The coding region runs from base 505 to 3966 and encodes 1153 amino acids. Lineage: Eukaryota; Metazoa; Chordata; Lepidosauria; Squamata; Phrynosomatidae. Gene Ontology annotation, molecular function: DNA-binding transcription factor activity, RNA polymerase II-specific; RNA polymerase II cis-regulatory region sequence-specific DNA binding. Gene Ontology annotation, biological process: regulation of transcription by RNA polymerase II.
GCCAGAGAGAAGAGGAUCUGCUGAGCAAAGCCCAGGAGGAAGCCAGAUCCAGCAAGCUUGGGCUCAGGCCGUCUUCCUGGUCUCCUCCGGAGCCUUCCAGCUUUGCGUGGCUGCAGGGACAAAGAGCAGCAGCAGCAGCUGCUGCCGAAGCUUGGCUGCAAUCCUGGCCCCACUUACCUGAAUGAGGAGCCCACGAUUGAUUGCAAGAGGACUGUACAUCCAAUAGACUGCUGUGCAGGAGUUCAAAGGGAUAAAAAACUCUGUCCAGGGAAGGGCCUUGGAGUGCUGGAGACCUCUUGCAGUUGAUGCUGUUUUGAUACCUAGUCGUUACACUGGAGUUGCGUGAAAGACCAACCGAGAAAGCCAAAGCAGUCCUCUUGCUUCUCCUCUCUUUCUCAUCAAAACAGUGAGAAUCGCAAGACAAAGUUUUUUCCCCAGGAAUCAGCCUCUCCCAAGAGGGAAAUUGUGACCUAUCAUUUGACAAUUGAGUAAGGAGAGAAAGGCAUGAAGGAAGAAAAUUUGUUAUUGAGAGAGAAAGCUACCCAUGUCCUUAAGCCUGGAUCUAUGACAGAGCAAGCAGGUUGCGGGACAUCAAGAGGGCAUAAAUGGGAAACACCCAAGGGGGUACAAGAGCAAUGGGAAACCCAGUGGCAAGCGUCCCUGAAGGCACUCUGGCCUAUUGACAGUGGAGGGGGAAACCAAGUGACAUUGGAGAACACCUCAUGGGAGGACACCAAAGCCUUCCUGGCCUCCUUUGAACAAGUGGCCAAAGCCUGCCGGUGGCCUAAAGAAGAGUGGGCAGCCCGACUCCUUCCAGCCCUGAGUGGAGAAGCAGAGCAAGCCUUUCAAAGCCUGGAAACUGGAGACAAGGAAGAUUAUGGUAAAGUGAAGGCAGCCAUCUUGCGAACAGAUGGCCUAAGAAUGGAGAUGCAGCGCCAGCAUUUUCGGCAGUUCUGCUGCCAGGAAGUGGAAGACCCCCGAAGGAUUCACAACCAACUCCAGGAGCUUUGUCACCGGUGGCUGAAGCCAGAGAGACGCAGCAAGGAGCAGAUCCUGGAGCUGUUGAUCCUGGAGCAGUUCCUGGCCAGUCUCCCAACAGAUCUGCAAAACUGGAUCCGAGCCGGAGGACCAGACACUUGCUCCCAGGCUGUGGCUUUGGUGGAGGACUUCAUGAUGAGCCAGCAAGAGGCUGAAAGAAAAAAGUGGCAGGCCCAAAUGAAGGAUGAAUGUUUGGCCUUCCUGGAUGCAGAGGAAGAGCCCUCAGACUCUGCGGAGGGACAAAUCUAUGAAAGAGCUCAGAAAAGUGAUGGCAUGGAGAUCAAGCUGACGGGCAGUAGAAUCAAAUGUCCAAAUGAUUACAAUUCAACAUUUCUAGCUGAAGAGCAACCAGUGGUUCAAACUGAGCUGAGGGAGGGGGCGCCCGUACGAAGCCUUGCCUGCCUCUGCAGCUGGGCUGAACCCAGCAGAAGGAAGUGGAAAGAGAGAAAGAGAAAGAGAAGGUGGAAGGGAUCUUGCAAGGAGAAAGGCUUCCCUGGUCUCCCUUCCAGCCAGCCAUCCAAGGGUUGGGGGUCCUGCAAGCCUGGAUCACCCCCCCCCCCUUUAUUUGCAUCUGAGGCUGCAAAUGGGCAAACUCUGGCUCACACCAGCAUCUUCAUUCCUCCUGUUCUAGAUUUGAAAAGGCCAGCCAAAGUGAUGAAGGAGCAAAAAUUGCCAAGACCGAAACUAGAAGAGAGGCCAGAAAGUACAGGAAGGAUCAGUAAUUCAAUUCAAGGUGAAUAUGGGAGAAAACAACCAGGAUGGGGAAGAUCCCAGGAAGGCCAAGGGGAACCAUCCAAGGAGAUGCAACAACAUUGGGAAACCCAGUGGCAGGAAUUCCUGAAAACACUGCAGCCCAUUCGCACAAGAUGGGCAACCCCAGUAAUGCCAGAGAUGGCUCCAUGGGAAGAUGCCAAGGCCUUCCUGGUCUCCUUUGAGCAAGUGGCCAAAGCCUGCCGGUGGCCUCAAAAAGAGUGGGUGGCCCGGCUCCUUCCAGCACUGUGUGGAGAAGCAGAAGAGGCCUUUCAGACCCUGGAAACCGGAGAUCAGGAGGAUUAUGAGAAAGUAAAGGCUGCCAUUUUGAGAGGAGAUGCCCUGAGAAUGGAGCUGCAGCGCCAGCACUUCAGACAGUUCUGCUGCCCAGAAGUUGAGGAUCCCCAAAGGAUUUACAACCAAUUGCAAGAGCUUUGCCACCAGUGGCUAAAGCCAGAGAGACGCAGCAAGGAGCAGAUCCUGGAGCUGCUGAUCCUGGAGCAGUUCCUGGCCAGCCUCCCAACAGAUCUGCAAAACUGGAUCCGAGCCGGAGGGCCAGACACUUGUUGCCAGGCCAUGGCAUUGAUGGAGGACUUUUUGACUGUCCAGCGAGAUGCUGAGAGAGAGAAGUGGCAGGGGCAAUUGAAAGAGGAGUGCUUGGUUUCUGCAGGAGCUGAGGAAGAGACGUCUGAUGCGAUGAAGGGAGAGAUCUUCAAAGAAACCCAGCAAAAUGGUGACGGAGAAUUAAAUGCGCUGGGCAAUGGUAUUAAAUGCUCAGCUGCCUCACUUCCUCUGAAGGGAUUGGAAAUGGUACAAACUGGUGUGCAAAACAUGAGCGACACGCUGGGACCGAUGAACCUCAAGGAAACUCACUUGUCUUUGCCCGUCUUCAGUCAACCUCUGACCCAGCCAAGCCGACAGACCAUAGUCUGGAAAGUCCUGCAGGAAGAGCCAGGCAAUGCAAAUUCUUCGGGUGCUGAGAGUGGAAGUCAGAUCAAGAUGGAGAAUUCUCCCUGGAGAGGAAAUGAGACAAAGGACAUUCCCAAGAAAGCCCUACUGAUCAACCAAGGGGAUAUCCAAGGGACAAUGGAGAGGCACGAUGAAGGAUGUGAGUUCAAAGAAGAACAGGGGAAGCAUCCCAUGGGGACAGAGGAUGAAAGUAAUGAGUGUACUGAAGGUCUCAAAGCUGCAAUUGAAUAUCCAUUCAGAGAACACACAAGGGAUAAAAUGGCCACAUUCUCCCAGUGUGGUAGAAGGUAUCACUACAGUUUAGAACCUGAUAUGACCCGUACUUUGGAGGACCACAAAGCAUAUCUGAUGUCAGAAGAAUCAUGUCAGCAAAAUUCAUACCUUGGUGAACCUCUGAGCACAAUAACUGGAGAUAAUAAAUCUGAAUUCUUGGAGAAGGAAGAAAAUAAUUUGAACAGAGAUCAGAAUAAUAGUCCAGAAGAAACACUUGUUAACUCUCCUGAGUCUGGGAAUAACUUUAGUUUUAUGAACUUGCCAAAGAAAAUUCCAGGAAUUCAGAGUGAAGGGAGACUAUAUGAUUGUUCUCAGUGUGGAAAAUGUUUCCUGCAGAGAAGAAAUUUGAUGAUCCAUCAACGAUCUCAUUUUGAAGUUAUACCAUACAAAUGUUUUCAGUGUGGGAAAUGUUUCAGUCAGCAAAGAAAUUUAACAAUUCAUCAAAGAACUCAUACUGGAGGUAAACCAUACAAAUGCUUUCAAUGUGGGAAAUGUUUCAGUCUGGGAAAAUAUUUGAAGAGACAUGAAAGUAUUCAUACUGGAGUAAAAAUGAAACCAUAUAAAUGUUCUCAUUGUGAAAAAUGUUUCAACCAGGGAAAAGAACUAAAGAUCCAUCAGAGGAUUCAUACUGGAGAGAAACCAUACAAAUGUUCUCAGUGUGGAAAAUGUUUUAAUCAGCAAGGAAAUCUCAUGAACCACUGGAGAAUUCAUACUGGAGAGAAACCCUACAAAUGUCCUGUGUGUGGGAAAAGUUUUGGUCGGAGUAACCAGUUGAAGACCCAUCAGGGAAUUCACACUGGGGAGAAACCGUACAAAUGUUCUCAGUGUGGGAAAUGCUUCAAGGUGGAAAAAUAUUUGAAGAGACAUGAAAGACUUCAUACUGACCAAAUGAAAGCACUCAGUGUGAGAAAUGAUGCCAUCAGAGAACUCACCUGAACAGCUGUUAGGGAAUUUAUACAGGGGGGAAAACAUUCAAAUGCCUAGAGUGACAAUUGUGUGGCCCUUCAGAUGUUUUUGGACUGCAACACUCCACAGCCCUGGCUGGUGGAGCCACUGGCAAGGAAUGCUGGGAAUUAAAGUUCAACAUCAUUUGGCAGGCAGCAUGACUUUCAUUGCUUAUCUUGGAAGGAUUGACUCAUUUGACAUAAGCAAACUGACAACGGACAGAGGCUUUAUGAACACCAUAAGUGUGGGACACAUUUUCUUUGGAAGCAUGCUUUGAAACAGACAUAGCUUAUCCACUUCUGUCUCAUAAUUGAGGGAUUAUUGUCAUUCGUCUAUCGGGAUUUCCCUGGAGUUCACCAUCUGGUCCUCUGAGUGUCCAACUCAUGAACAGUGAUAUUGUCCAAACAGGAAAGCUAAUACCAACAGUUCCCUUAAGUGUACUUUAACACUUGGGAUUUCUGGAUCCUUUGUCACUGGAGAAUAAAC